AUGUCGUCAACAUCGGCCACGCGCUUCAUAACCGCACUGCUCGUACUCAUCUUCCAUAUCAGCAGCACCACAGCUGGUUUCGCAUGGCGCAGCCACAGCGACGUGUCGCCUGAGCCCAUUAGGCACGCGCAUGCGCAACCUUCAGUAGCCGUCGUGAACCACAUCAAGGAUGCACUUGAUAUAGUCGACGAAUUGCGCAGCCUGCCAACACCUUGCAAGCAUCGAGCGGGCACAAACCUGAUUGACUUCUGCUUAAAUUACCACGACGCUGGUUCGCGAGGCAUCAGUGAUGCCGUAAUUGACAACGCCGAACAGCUCUUUGCUAUACACAUGGUCCAAUGCGGUCUCGAGGAGGCCCUCCAGGAGUGGAAAUCAGAGUGUCGGCCACUUUCGACUAUGGACCUUCACAGCCCUAAUCUUGGGCGCCAGCUUCGUAUCUGUAUGGAUGCUCUUUACCAGGAUAGCCAGGCGUGGACGACUUUCGAGAACACCAAGAGCCGCGGUCUUUCUGUGUGCCGGCAACUGCGAAACGAUGUCGCAAAGGACGAGCAGCUUGAGCUGUUUACUGCUCUCUUCGAGACACUUUUUGGCCUAAAUCAUACGAUGGCGCAGCAUCAGGCCAGUUUCGAAGGCUUUCGCGAGCAGUUCAACAACCUGAAAGCUGCGGUACACGACCUACAAGACGACCUUCUUGCCGAGCACGAGACGCUGUUCGCUCAGAUGAAAGAAUCUCAGAACAACAUUAAGAAAGACGCAGCAGAGAUCGCAACCGAGAUGGGAAUGGUUCGACAGGCCAGCAGCGAAAUCAAUGGCAUCUUCGAACAUUUCAGGGACUACAAAUCUCAAAUGGACGAGCACCUUCAGACCGGAAUGCUCAAGUACGGGGAAGAACUUGAGAUCGCUCUGAGCAAGCAUCAGUACGACUUGCAGCUAGUUCUCGCCAGCGUUCAUCGGAAUGUGUAUGAGUUCACGGGGAGUGUUCAAAAUGCGAACGAGGUCGUGCAUAGCCUCUCUGGAAAUCUGGAAGAUAUCAGAUACGGUCUUGCCGCAUCCUUGGAGCAGGUGGGACUGGUACAUACUCAAAUGGACGUCACAGCGAGCAAGCAACAAAGCAUAGGUCGACAAGUCGACGACAUGCAUUCUACAAUCAAUGCUACCCAGGAGCGCCUAGAAGGUCUGAAUAAGGCUGCUGGACCUUUUCUCGAUCUCUAUGAGAGAAUACUCGGCUUUUCUACCUGGACAUUCGCAACUUGCCUGACUUUCACCACUUACUUCAUCCUAGCGACUUGCGCUGCUAUCUGCAUGUUCUGGCCUUCCUCAAUCAAAGGAUUUCUAGUAGCUAUCGCAGCUGGACUAGGUAAGAGUCACACUAACUUUGUCACAGGCACUGCGGUGAAUCUCACGAGAUACUGCGGACAUCCUUUUGAAUUGGUACGCAACCUGCUCAGUGGAGAACCAGGCAUCGCCGGAAACUCGACCUGGACAAGUAGCUCUUCUGUGGCAAUGUUCCUGCUGGGCGCAUUUGCUGGUGCGUUGGUCGCGAAGGUCGUUCUCAACUAUCGAGCACAAGUCUACGAUCCGGAAUCUCCGCCACAGUACGCGCCAUCUCAUGACUACUACUAUCAAGAGUCUCCCGAAGAUAUGCUCGAAACUGGUAGCACGAUGCGCGGCAAGAGCGAUCAAUACUACGCCGACUGA
Molecule: messenger RNA, 1698 nt
Organism: Pseudocercospora fijiensis CIRAD86
Lineage: Eukaryota; Fungi; Ascomycota; Dothideomycetes; Mycosphaerellales; Mycosphaerellaceae
Exons: 3
Coding region: 1-1698 (565 amino acids)
Biological process (GO): nuclear membrane fusion involved in karyogamy; karyogamy involved in conjugation with cellular fusion
Cellular component (GO): endoplasmic reticulum membrane
Source: RefSeq, a predicted model, not a curated record